Molecule: messenger RNA, 1728 nt
Organism: Lithohypha guttulata
Lineage: Eukaryota; Fungi; Ascomycota; Eurotiomycetes; Chaetothyriales; Trichomeriaceae
Exons: 1
Coding region: 1-1728 (575 amino acids)
Biological process (GO): phosphorylation; D-xylose metabolic process; xylulose metabolic process
Cellular component (GO): cytosol
Molecular function (GO): D-xylulokinase activity
Source: RefSeq, a predicted model, not a curated record
AUGUCUAGUCCGGUAUAUCUGGGCUUUGACUUGUCAACGCAGCAACUGAAAGGCUUAGCCGUGUCCUCAGACCUCAAAUCCGUAGGGCAAGCAACAUUCGACUUUGACAAAGAUGCCCAAGGUUUUAAAAUACGCAAAGGUGUGCUCACAAAUGAGGCUGAGAAAGAGGUCUUUGCACCGGUUGCCAUGUGGCUGCAAGCUUUAGAUACGGUUCUAACAAGGCUAAAAGACGGAGGGUUGAAUUUGAGCCGUGUGAAGGGUAUCAGUGGCGCUGGUAUGCAGCAUGGGAGUGUAUUUUGGAACGCGGAUGCUGAGUCGUUACUAAAAUCUUUGGAUCCUGCAGAGACACUCGAGGUCCAGCUCGAUGGUGCUCUGGCUCACCCUUUUAGUCCCAACUGGCAAGACGCGAGUACACAGAAAGAAUGCGACGAGUUUGACCGUGCUCUAGGCUCUCCUGCAGAUUUGGCCAAGGCAACUGGUAGUAAAGCACACCAUCGAUUUACAGGCCCACAGAUCCUUCGUUUUCAAAGAAAAUACCCAGAAAAAUACCAAAAGACUGCCCGAAUCACUUUAGUAUCGUCAUGGCUAGCCUCGAUCUUUCUAGGCAAAUUUGCGCCAUUCGAUAUCUCAGACGUUUGUGGUAUGAAUUUGUGGGACAUUAAUGCAGGCACAUGGAAUGAGAAAGUCCUUGAGCUGACCUCUGGCACAUUCGGUAUCGAGACUCUGAAGCAGAAGCUUGGUGGAUCUGUUCCACAAGAUGGUGGUGCUCACUUUGGCAAUAUCUCCUCCUACUUUGUCGAACGCUUCGGCUUCUCACCUGAUUGCGAGAUCAUAGCCUCAACGGGCGACAAUCCAUCCACUAUCCUCGCACUUCCUCUACAACCCAACGACGCCAUCGUAUCGCUCGGCACGUCCUCCACCUUCCUCAUGUCAACAUCAGAAUACCUCCCCGAUCCAUCAACACAUUUUUUCAACCACCCAACCACAGCCGGCCUAUACAUGUUUAUGCUCUGCUACAAAAACGGCGGCCUAGCCCGUGAACAAGUCCGUGACCUCAUCAAUCAGACCACACGCCCACAAGACACCGGUUCCACCUCCUGGGACGACUUCGACAAAUACCUCCUCUCAACCCCUCCACUAGCCCAACAAGACGAAACCCAGCCCUUCCAACUAGGCAUCUACUUCCCCCGUCCAGAAAUUGUCCCCAACCUCCCCGAAGGCCAAUGGCACUUCCAAUACGAUCCCAAAACAGACACCUUAACCGAAACAGCCAAGACCCCCAACCACCCCUACGACUCCGCCCGCAUCAUCGUCGAAUCUCAACUCCUCUCCAUGCGCCUCCGCGCCAAAGACCUCGUCCGCUCACCAGACUCCGAAAACUCCCUCCUCCCCCCACAACCCCGCAGAAUCUAUCUCGUCGGCGGCGCCAGCCGUAACCGCGCCAUAGCCAAAGUGGCCGGCCAAGUCCUCGGCGGCGGCGAGGGUGUCUUCAAGCUCGACCUUGGUGAGAACGCGUGCGCGCUCGGUGCGGCGUAUAAAGCCGUUUGGGCGUGUGAGAGAUCUGCCGGCCAGAGUUUCGAGGAACUGAUCGGGAGUAGGUGGGAUGAGAGGGAUUUUGUGGAGAGGGUGGCGGACGGGUAUGAUGAGGAGACGUAUGAGAGGUAUGGGAGGGCUUUGAAGGGGUUUGAGGCUAUGGAGAGGGAGUUGCUUGCUAAGCAUUUGACUUGA